Macrobrachium nipponense is the source of this 3123-nucleotide messenger RNA. RefSeq names its product platelet glycoprotein V-like. The record is from RefSeq and is a predicted model, not a curated record. Lineage: Eukaryota; Metazoa; Arthropoda; Malacostraca; Decapoda; Palaemonidae. Gene Ontology annotation, molecular function: protein binding.
GGAAUAAGAAAGUUUUUGGUCGUGUGGUGUUUUGUUGUCUGAUCGCCCGUCAAAAUUGUGAGGCCCUGAGGGCAAAAAAGUUGGAUUCUGAUGGAACUAAAAUUAACAAUUAUGAUGGCAGCGGAGAGUGAUUCCAUCCUCUAAGGUUGACAAAUAAAAAAACUGAGAUAUUUCACAAUCAUGGAUAAAGAAGCAAAGAUGCUGAUCCUACUGAUCUUCUUAUGGACGUUAUUGGAAGGUGUGUGGCCAUGCCCUAGGGAGUGCAGAUGUUCCCUAGACGAGCGAGGACGCCGCAGCGUGAGGUGUGAGGAUGGGGGAAUGAGUGACCCUCUCCCGGUCAUGAACAUGGACGAAGACACUGAGGUCUUAGUGAUAUCUGCCCCCCAUUACAAUCCCAACACCCUCACACUAGGGCCAAUCUUCAAAGGUCUCAGACAACUUGAGGAAAUCCACAUCACCCGCUCCAAAAUUCCUGCUCUGGGGGCCCACUCGUUUUGGGGUCUCCAUAAGCUUCAUGUUCUUAACCUCACGAGAAAUCAUAUCUCUGCUCUGAUGGACACGAACUUCAGAGGAGCCGAUGCGUUGCGUCAUCUGGACCUGAGUCUGAAUCGCAUCCAGUCAGCACCGUCUGCAGUCUUCCGGUAUGUGCGGCAUAUAAGAACUCUAUCCCUAGCCAACAAUAUGGUCCCAGAAUUGAUGCCGAGAGUCUUCUUUGGCUUGGCAAGACUAGAAAGACUUGACCUUAGCUUUAACCCCCUUGGGGAUUUACAGCCUGAGAGGUUCACCGACGUCCCUGACUUGAAGCAGCUCUACUGCUCAGGCUGUGGUCUAAUGUCAAUCAGCAGCACCCUACUUCAGACAUUGCCAGAGUUGCGUGAGCUUGAUCUCAGCAAGAAUCGUUUGACGCAGGUACCCCCUGGUAUAGCUUCAAACUUCUUACCACAUCUGGUUCACUUGAGAUUAGAUGGAAAUCAUAUAUCUUUUAUUGAAAGAGGAGCUAUAUCUGGAUCACCCAUAACACAUCUCCACCUUUCUCACAACAGAAUCAGCCGUCUAGAAGUUGGAUCUUUCUACAACAGCUCACUGAAGCACCUGGACUUGGCAUACAACAGAAUAGCCCAUUUAGAGAACAAUGCUCUUGAUGAUGUUCUCGAUGAUUUGCAUGAGAUAAAUCUAUCAGGUAACUCCUUGCACGUUGACCAGUUAUUGUCAAUCUUGCCGAAAGCUCGUCAAAUUCGUCGCUUAGGUCUCGGUGACAUGGGACUGACAAGGUUCCCUCCUGACCUAGUGCGGCAUUCUCGUCAUCUUCACCAUUUGAAUAUAUCAGCAAACUAUCUAACUUCACUGUCUACAGAUGUUUUAUAUAAUGCUCCUCAUCUUUAUUCACUUGAUCUUUCCUUGAAUUCAUUUCGGGGGUUAGAUGAAAUGCUAGUGGCAUCCAUUAAUGCAGCUAGUGAACUGAGAACUCUCCGCUUGGAAGGAAACCCAUGGCAGUGUGACACUUGCCAUAUUCUGCCACUGCUGCGAUGGCUUCAAGAUGCCCCAGACCAAGAAUCUGGCUGCAGUGAACCAAGGGUCUGGACAUGCCUGAAGUGUGUGGGGCCCAAAGGGGUAGCUGGUCUUGAACUAGCUAUGCUUCCUCAUGGGGACCUGCCUGAAUGUCCAUAUACUACUCCUCCAGCAGCUGCUAUUUGGACAACUUGGGUUGAGCCGUCCCUGAAUGCCAUCACAGAGGAACCACAGUUACCGAGAGGGCAACUGACUCGUUCUGAAGAUGCAGACAUAGGCUGGACACUUGAGAGAAUGGUGAAAGAAGAAUUGCAUUUAGUUAUUGUUGCUGGAUGUGCCCUUGUCCUCUUGUUGUUAGCCAUUAUUAUCGUCGGUAUCGUCUUGUAUAACAGGCAUUCAGCCUUCUAUUACACGUAUGAGGAUGACCCCGAGAAAAAAGAAAAGCUCAUGAAAUUCAAAGACAGCAAAAACAAUAAUAGUCCUGCGUCAAAAAAGACACCUCUGAAGAAGCCCGAUGCGACAAUUGCAACGAUCGACGAGUUAACAGACAUUGCUGGCUCUCAGGAAGUAAUCGAGGAUGACCAGAAACUAAAUAGCAUUCCUAAUCAUAACAGUGUUCUGAACAACACAAACUCAGUCAACCACUCCCCAUCUCCAAAUCACAUUAGCGCCCUCAACAACCCACCAGAUGUCAGUCGUGUCUCCCCAACCAACAAUGGGUUCCACCCUCUCAACCACAUGCCAACGAGCAACCCCAUCCAAGUCCAGUGCGUCCCACAAGAGAACCAGCAGACUGACAGUGCACCUCUUUAGCAUAGGACUGGCGUCCAUAGUGAGCUAAUCAAAGAAAUGACACUGUGAAUGAGAAAAGUGCUUUAAUAUGUGCAUUAACAUAUUAAUGAUACAGGUGAUGAUUAUUGCAUUUAUCACUGAUCCGCGAUAUCUUAUGCUUCCUGAACUGGUAGGGCUGUGAAGACUCUGUGAGAGUGCGUCAGACAUUUCGGCCAGAGAUGGGGUCUGUCGCCGUCUCUGGUUCUCGCCGUUCGCGUCUAGAACUCAUCCAUGAGUAAGAGAGUAAAGUGCUCUUAGUGGAAGGGACUCGUGUGAAAGUGACUGAAAAAGUGAAGCUCUAAACACUGCGUUUAGUGGAAAUAGAAAUAUGUAAUAUAUAAAACUGCGCCAUGAACGCGUAAUGAACGAAAGCAAGAAAAAAUCAAUAAAAAAAAACCUUUGUAUUACUGUAUUUCUGAGAGCACUAUUUGAUUGUUGAAGGACCUUUUUGUAAUAUUCAUUCGUUCUUGGGACCAUAGCGUGUUUGUAAGUUGGAGCAUAUCAUCAUCUUACCCCAGAGAUUGUCUUCCAAACCCCUCCCUGAGUUUAUGACUUGAUUAAGUCUGGCAAAGCUGGAUCAGAAAGCUUAGCUCUGACGGCUUUAAACAGUGCGAAAAGCUUAAGUUAAACUUUUUUCAGUAUAAUCUAGAGGAGAUUAUAUUGUAUGGUAUGGUGGUUAUGGUGUUCCUAUUGGAUGUGUCAACAUUCUUUUACGAAUAAAAAAUAUGUCUUUUGUUUUCAUUUCCUCUUCUCUAAAACAGAUAUGAAUAUGUAUUUACAAGU